Messenger RNA from Miscanthus lutarioriparius, 270 nucleotides. NCBI's taxonomy places the organism in Eukaryota, Viridiplantae, Streptophyta, Magnoliopsida, Poales, Poaceae. The record is from the annotation of a GenBank genome assembly.
AUGAGGCACGCUCCAUCGCCGGCCAUGCUCCUGUUGCUGCUGCUUCUGGGGAUCGAGCUGGCCACUGUCACCUACAUCAGCUGCAGAGCUCUGAAGCCCGAUGCGGCGACCGCGGCGCGGAGGCACGGCGGCGGCGCCGUGCUGUGGACGACGGUGCGCGCGCCGCCGCGGACGGCGCCCGAUGUGGGCGGCGACGUGGGCGCGAGGGCGGCGGUGCAGGGUGAGUCCAAGAGGCUGGUUCCACAGGGCCCCAAUCCACUGCACAAUUAA